AUAUUUGGUCAGAGGCGAGUGAUUCAAAGACGAAAUGUAGCAGUGGCAGUUGUGAGUUCUUCCUGUCUUGCUGGAUGACGUCGGGCCUUAUCGAAGGCACAUGUGGCGGACUGCUGUAUGCUUGUUGUCAUAGGAACACCGCGAAAACAAGCGAGCACCAUGGACCUCUGGUGACCAACGACAUUCCAGUGCCCGCUAACUAUGGCCCAGUGGUGAACGACCCCCGUAAGUUGACUGACAUUCUAAGCACAACUACUACUUUCUAUCCGGGUCCUGUAGCUUUGCAUAUCGGCGGAGAGCCACUAUACUACAAUACUACCUGUUCAAAAACAUCGAACAUCUGUAGGACCUUCCUCCAUCACUACGGAUCUAUGUAUUCUGGAGCAGCGUCAGCCAGACAGGUCCAGGUGACUUUGGGCGAUUAUGUAAUAAAUUCGGCAGUGGAACCAUUACCAGCUUACACGUUUGGAGUUAGAUUCAAGUUCACUCCACAGGCGGACAGAUUCGACGUAGCAGUUCUAAGAUUGGAUCGACCAGUACAGUACAUGGCUCAUAUUGCACCGAUUUGUUUGCCAGAAAAAGGCGAGGAUUUCCUGGGUCAAUUCGGUUGGGCGGCUGGAUGGGGUGCAUUGCAAGCUGGUAUGUUAAGAUUGAGGCCAAAAACGUUGCAAGCAGUGGAUGUGCCAGUCAUCGACAACAGAUUAUGUGAGAGGUGGCAUAAAUCAAAUGGAAUCAAUGUUAUUAUUCAUGAUGAAAUGAUGUGUGCAGGAUACAGAGGCGGUGGAAAGGAUUCAUGUCAGGGUGACUCAGGAGGACCUCUGAUGAUGGAGAGAACAGGACGGUGGUACUUGAUAGGAAUCGUCUCAGCUGGUUACUCUUGUGCUCAAAGAGGGCAACCUGGUAUUUACCACAGGGUAGCUCACACAGUCGAUUGGAUAUCAUACAUCAUCAAUUCAUAGAAAACAGAGAAAUCUCCCCUCGAUUCAAACCACCUCAAAACUUCGCUUGACUAAACAUUUUUGUACUGUGUUUUAGUCAAAGAAAACACUUAAUGAAGUCUAGAAGUCAUUGAUAUCACCCUGACAACGUUCAAUGGGUGAAUCACUUCAUCAAGCAAUGCGAUGUUAUCAAGAUUGUGUUUAAACCAAAUAUUGCCAGGAAUGCUUUGAGAAAGUUUGAAUACAUUGUUUUCUGUAAAAUAGUGAAGUGCCGGAAAUAUUCAAUAGAAUUGCCUUCGAAUGCUUUCGAGAGAGUUAGAAUACAAUUUGUUUUCUGUGAAAUAGUGAACUGCCGGAUAUACUCAAGAGAAUUGUUUCCCGAUUUUUCCACAUUUGUAGGAUUAGAAAAGAAUGAACUAUCUAUCCUAAAUGGUAUCUUGAUUCCAUGACCAAUGCAUCCGGAAAACUAAAGAACUUUACACAAAUAAGUCAAACAUGGGUAGAAUUAUCAAAUUUUUGAAUCAUUGAUUCAUAAUGAUUAGGUACUCAUGCUUCUAUGAUUCUCAAGCUCCGAGAAAGCCUCAAGUUCUUUAUAGAGCAGAAUAUAUACUUUAAUAUUAAUUUAUUUAUCUUAUAAUGUACAACGACGGGAUUAC
Molecule: messenger RNA, 1594 nt
Organism: Nilaparvata lugens (brown planthopper)
Lineage: Eukaryota; Metazoa; Arthropoda; Insecta; Hemiptera; Delphacidae
Product: brain-specific serine protease 4-like
Exons: 5
Biological process (GO): proteolysis
Molecular function (GO): serine-type endopeptidase activity
Source: RefSeq, a predicted model, not a curated record